AAAGGCCUUACAUUUCAUGGACUGAGUCAGUGCAAUUUCCCAGUUACGAAGAGGCUAGAUCCACAGCUAAGACGAUCCUACGCAAAUCAACAUGAAGACUCUGGCUAUUUUAGCGGUUUUGAUAGCCGUCGUUACUUCUGCCAAUAUCGAUUCACCUAGAAUCCGGUCCAGCUUUAGCGAUGUUCCCAUCGCACCGAUUUCUUCGAAUAGAGCCGUUACUACUAUACGCGCCACCACCACGCUAACUACUACAGUAACAUCCCUUAUUACUAAAUUGACUACACUUAUAAUCAAACAAACGACCACCAUUCCAACCACAAUUACGUCAAUUAUUACAACCCGCCCUAUGACCACAAUUAUUAGUACAACUGUAAUACCCACAACAAAGUUCAGCACUGUAACCGAGCGUCCUUCGACUACAAUUACUAGUACAACUGUAAUACCUACGACUAAGUUCACUACUAUAACCCUGCGUCCUUCCACCACCAUUAGUACAACAACAAUCAUCCCUACCACAAAGACAAUAACUUCUACCACACGUCCUUUAACUUCCACCACAACCACUCUAACGUUCCCCGUAACAACUAUCAUAACUGAAACAACAACGUCAGAGAUUACGUUUACGGACACGGCAACUACUUUCACAACUACAACGGUGUUUCCGACAUCAACAACAACAAUCAAUCCUACCACUACUUCUCCGGUUGAGCCCACGGUGGAUCCCACUACUGAUCCUAAUUUUACAGAUGCGCCUUGUACUUCUUGUAUUACGGAUGGGAUAACAGACGCACCAACGGACACCCCUACUGUUCAACCAUCGAUGUGAAUGCAAUUUAUGAUCACCGAUUCCUACUAUUAGUCGUGUUUUUAUUAUUUUCUACAUUUUGGGGUUUUAACGGUACCAUAUUACAUUUUCAAUUAAGUCAUUUUUCCUUGACGAUGUUUCACUAAGAAUUUUUGGGUGGUCGGUAAUAAACAUUAUAUUCUAUUCGA
This is a messenger RNA of Daphnia pulex (common water flea), 993 nucleotides long. Its product is annotated as hepatitis A virus cellular receptor 1-like. The transcript has 2 exons. The record is from RefSeq and is a predicted model, not a curated record. NCBI's taxonomy places the organism in Eukaryota, Metazoa, Arthropoda, Branchiopoda, Diplostraca, Daphniidae. Bases 92 to 826 code for a protein of 244 amino acids.